AUGGGUGUGGAACGUGGACGUCGAACUGGUAGUCGUUAUUCUUCAUUAUCUAAGAAACAGCAGCAAUCUGCAAUUGAUGCAAAAAGUGUUGAAGAAGAAGUUGCGAGGAUAAUAUCACCGCACUUUAUCAGUGUGAAUCGUGCUCAAGAAGAUUCAUCAUCAGCAACAGUAUCAUCUACAUCAUCACCAUUGAAUUAUUCAUCACCGCCGACUGCAGUAACUCCAAAAAACAAUAUCCCAAGUCGACAGCCAACAACAAACAAAUCACUAAAUAUCUGUGAGCAUUGCAAUCGUUCGUUGUGUUCUGCAUCGAAUUUACGGCGACAUCGUUCCACCUGUAAACUGGCAAGCAGCAAUUAUCACACCCUAACUGAUAUAAAGGAUGGUAAUUAUAUCAGUAUCGUGACUAUAUCACCGCAGCAGCAGCAACAACAACAACAGGCAUCUGCUGCUUCCAGUGAGAUCAAAUGUGGCGAUUUAAAAGUCGCAAUGCUCACUGAUAAGCCAUGGGAACGUCAAAAACGACUCCUGGAAGAAGAGCAGAAAAAGCUUUCAUCAGCUGAUGACAAUAUUAUUGAAAAUGUGAAAGGCAGUUCAGAAAUCAAGAGAUCAACACCAAACGCGAACAUUGCUGGUCACAGUGACGAUGGAAACUCACUGCUAAUGUCGCCUAUAUCGCAACCUAGAAACUCUACAACAGCAAUUCAAUUGCGACAACGAACUUUUCAAACUGAUAAUAGCGAUGAUUUUAUUGAUAAUGCUAGCGAGAACAGUAAUAAUAAUGAAAGGAGUAGUGGCGGUAAUAAUGAGAAUUGUGAUAAGAGUAAUGAUAAAGAUAACGGUAAUGCGAAUUCUGGAAGAAGAGUGAACAAUCCGAUAGUAGCUAGAGCACAUUCUAACAUGUGUGCUGGUGCUCGUCGCCGUUAUUCAGAUUCGCCAACAACGUCGUGCAUAUCGCCGUUAUCGUCACCAUACAAUAAAGAUGUUGAUACGUCUUCUUCACUGUCUUGUACUUGCUCGACUGUCCAUCGGCUCGUCACCAACAACAGUUCUGAACAUCUUCAUGACGAUACUCAGCGUGAUUCCAACUCGUCAUUGUCCAGUCGAUUCGAAUGUCCUGAAUGUCACAAAACGUAUUCAUGUCGAAAGAACGUGAAACGUCAUCGAAUGGCCGUUCACAAGUUAUUACCAGAACAGUUAGUAAAUUCACAACGACCAAUUAAAUUGCACUUACCAACAAUAAAUAAUGAUCAAACGCAGUCGGACCAUAAACAACAACGGCAACUUACAGCUAUUGUCAACAUAUUACCACUUCAGCAUGAACUUCGUGCUGCUGCCUCUGCUUGUGAUGAUGUAGUUGUUGAUUUUAGUACUUCUGUAAGUGCUAUCCAGAAUAUAAACUCUGUUGAGACAGUAACACCAACUAUUGAAUCGUCGAAGCGAUCGAUUAACGGUAAUAAUUGUGUUAAUAAUUACCGCAUUGAUGUUGACGAUCAAGAUGAUAAUGAUAAAUUACAAGUGGCUAAAAUCGAAGAAGAUCUUCGACGAUCAGCCGGUAGAUUUAAAUCGAUAAAAAUGACGAACGAAGUAGUAGCAGCAGCAGCACAGACAACAGAAUUGCAACUAGCACAAGUAAGUGAAAAUAACGAGUUAAGAAAGAAGCGAAGAACCGAAUUGGCCGAAGCUGAUACGACAUCAUUCGUUGAUGAGGUGGAAUAUCCGUCGUCGACGUCGAUAUGUGAUCUCCAUAAUGUUGACGCUGCUGCUGUUGCCACAUCUGGUAGCAUAUCAAUAUCAAAAUCAAAUUCUUCCACACUCUUUUCAUCAUUACCCACCACUGUCAUUGCCAAUGUCAACAACGUUCCAAGUCGGAUGCUUAUUCAGCCGACAACUCCAAACUGCAGCUCCUCAGAUGGUAUACGUGGUGUUGCAGUAUAUGCUGUACAUCAACAGCAGCAGCAAGAUGAGAAAAAUCAACAAAUUGAUCAUAUAUCAUUAUCGCUAAACAAUGAUUUAAACAGUACUGAUUUUAUAAAUAACUCUGCUAAUAGCAAAACUUAUGGUGAUUAUUUUCAACGACAAAAGCAACAGCAGCAAAAACGAUCGUCAGUAAGUAGCAGCAACAGUAUAAAUAUGCAAUUAGGAGCAGGAGGUGCAGUAUCAACACGACGUAUAUGUAGUGAUUGUAAUCGAUUGUUAUCAUCAGAUUAUUCACUCAAAAGGCAUCGCUCAACAUGCGCUGAAGUUAAAGCAAAAGCGGCUGCUGUCGCUGCUGCUUCUACCACUACUGCUACUGGUUUUAAAGCACAUCAACAGCCUUUAGAAGGCAACAGUAAUAGUCAUUCUGUCACAGCCACAACCUCACGCUCAAAGACAAUAUGUUCUAUUCCGACGUUUGGUGCUGCAGAAGACAUUUCUUUAACGAGUACCACUAAGCAACAACAACAGUGCACCUUCAUAAAAUCCAGUUCGAAUCUAGUCAAUUCUUCGAUUUCUUCUUUCUCCGUAUUUCCCUCAAGCAUUGACAAUACCAACAACAACUCUUCCCCUAUGAAUAAUGCACAACAGCAACAACACUUCGGUGCGCCUCAUCAACAAACGCUUUCAGUUUCGCUGAAUAGCAGCAGCAGUGAUAAAGCAUUCAAUACAACCAAAAAACGAACCCCAAUAACGUUAACAUCAGUUCGACCAGCAUCAGGAGCAAUAGCCAAUGUGAAUAGCAGUGAUAAGAUGAUGAAUAUGCAAAGAAGUGAUAAUGGGGUUUUAUGCCGUCUCUGUGAUUGUUGGUUAUCAGGACAAUAUGAAUUCGAACUGCACUCUGAUCAGCUGCAUCCGGCUGUUGUUGACACUCCAGAUAGCACAACUCUUUCGAAUUUGCAUGACUCUUGUCCAUCAAGAACAUUCUUCUUCGACUCUUCUUCAUCGUCAAGUUGCUGCUGCAGCUGCAGCUCAGAUGACCUGAUCGUUUCAAAUUCAUGUUCACCACCAAUCAUAACGCCAACAAUGACAACGAUAGCGAAUCGUAAAAGAUUCAUGUCAAAUGAUCAUAGUAAUAAUGAUAAUAAUUGUUGUUGUUCAGCAAAUGAUAUCAUUAGCAUAUCAUCUCCUCAUCAACAACACCACCGCAAUAAACCGAUUUUUAGUCAGCAAAAGUCAUCAAAUUUGUAUGAGGAGAACGCGCGUCUAUAUGAGAGCCGAUUUUACUCAUCAACAACAUCUGAAUGGAAUAAUUUAACAGAAGGACGUGAGCAGGGAAGUUCUGAAACUUUGAGAGUGAAGCAUUCAAAGAUUGAUAAUGAUAAGGAUGAUGAUGAUGGUGGCCUCGAUAAUAAUGCUAAUUUGUCAAUGUCUUUAUCGUCGAGAGUGCAACAACGACACGGCUUCGUUGAGAGUGACUGUCUUCAGCUAACACCUUUGCAACCAAUUGAUGAUACUUGGCAACAGUGGAUUGAUGACUGCGUUCUGAUUGUUGCCGAUAAGCGUAUUGGGGUGUCGAAGAGUCAUCUCGCUAAAAGUUCCACUUAUUUUGCGUCAUUAUUUGAAUUUGUUGAAGAAGAGAACGAAAUUCGUUUGCCAAUUUACGGUGUUGAUUCGUUGGCGUUCCAACAAACUAUCGAUGUACUGAAAGGAACACAACGAUUGUAUGCGGCCAAUAUCGACGCAGUGCUUGAACUAGCCGAUCGUUUCAAAUUCAGUGCAUUGUAUGCACGUUGUGAGCGAUUCAUCGUUGAAAGUCUAGCCACUUCAUCGAUAAUGCAUGCGAUUAGACUGGCUGAGCAAUAUCGAAUGAGCGAAAUUAAGCAGUCUUUAUUCGACUCGAUUUCAAUCGACGUAUUCAGAAGUUUAGCGGCCGAUGAAGAUUAUCGUCGAAUGAGUGCUGAAUUAAAAGCUGAACUACUCGAGAAAUGGGGUACAUUCUUGUAG
Anisakis simplex (herring worm) is the source of this 3924-nucleotide messenger RNA. Lineage: Eukaryota; Metazoa; Nematoda; Chromadorea; Rhabditida; Anisakidae. The record is from the annotation of a GenBank genome assembly.